GGUCGUCGGUCUUAAAAAGGAACAGUGCCAUUUUGGGACAGUCAGGCUCCUCCUCGUUCAGUACCAUGGCAGACGUUCGGGCGCUGUUGAAGGCCAAGCGUCAGGAAGUGCAUAUCUCUCAUCCUCUAGCGUCGUACUCUUCUUCUGGGCAGCUCCGAUGCUCUGCCUGUGGCACUAUUGUUAAGCAUGCUACCGCUUGGGAAGGUCAUUUGGGUAGCAAAUCUCACCGAACAACUGUAGCUCGGCUAAAGGAGGAGGAGAGGAAGAAGGAGGAGGAGGAGGAGUUGAGAUUGAAGGAAGAGGAGGAGAAGAACAAGCUUUCUUUGGGCAAGCGCAAGUCUGCCGAUGAGGACAUGGAUGUGGCAGACGAGCCAGCCGCCAAGAAGUCGAAGCCCAGUACUGCACCGCAAGGAUUUCCUGCUGAUUUCUUUUCGGAUCCCUCCCUUGCGCCUGCACCUACAGCGUACGAAGACGCUUCUGAUGACGGGGAUCAGCCAGAGAAACCGCCAGCUGCAGCACCUCAGAACCCUCCAUCAGGUCUUGACGAGGAAUGGGAACGGUUCCAGCGCGAUGUCAUCAACGCGCCCGAGUACCGCGAGACCUACGAGAAUGCUACUGUGUUCGCGGAGCCAGUCAUGGUGUCGGAGACCCCCGAAGGCUUCCCGGCAAAGGAGACAGAGGCCGAGGUAGCUGACCCUACACCUAUGGAUGAAGAACAGCGUCGCAAACAGAAAGAGCAGGACGAACGCGAGUUAAUCAUGGAUAGACUGCUGGAUGAAGAACAGGCGCAGGAAGAAGCCGACAUGAAGGUAAUUUUGAUGAAGAGCAGACUUGACGCACUGAAAAAAGAACGAGCGGCAGCUAGGGCAUCCAAAAUCAAAGCACAUUCAUGACUGCUUGUUCAGCGACAAUUUUGUAUCUACUUCCUCUUCCUUUUUCUCGCGCACACCUAUCCACUGCAACCAAUCUACACCUCGCUUGUGUAUCAUCAUCAGACCCAAUAUCAGCGGCAAGUACCACAGACUGUGUCGGAAAACAAUUCUUGCUUGCUUCUCUCCACCCUGUUUUUCCCACCACUUCCAUGCAGCUUGUACACAUACGAGGUUUAGGGGCAGCGACGUCAACGUAAAGGUCCAUGUUGUAAGACCGGAGAGAGGAACGGCGAUUGAGCAUAUAAGGGUUAGAAGUAUGGCGUGGCGCAAGGCAACGAGAGCAUUCUUUUGAGGGUCGAGUACAGAUAGCAUUCGGUAGCAUGCCUGUGCGUAUGAACCUCGGACAAAAUAUGACAGCGAAUUGAAAUGCGGAAAUUG
Molecule: messenger RNA, 1310 nt
Organism: Guyanagaster necrorhizus
Lineage: Eukaryota; Fungi; Basidiomycota; Agaricomycetes; Agaricales; Physalacriaceae
Exons: 2
Coding region: 66-893 (275 amino acids)
Biological process (GO): nuclear DNA replication; mitotic DNA damage checkpoint signaling; mitotic DNA replication checkpoint signaling
Cellular component (GO): spliceosomal complex; nucleus
Molecular function (GO): nucleic acid binding; zinc ion binding
Source: RefSeq, a predicted model, not a curated record